Biomphalaria glabrata is the source of this 3447-nucleotide messenger RNA. RefSeq lists its product as uncharacterized. Gene Ontology annotation, molecular function: GTP binding. Bases 1 to 1638 code for a protein of 545 amino acids. The record is from RefSeq and is a predicted model, not a curated record. The transcript has 3 exons. NCBI's taxonomy places the organism in Eukaryota, Metazoa, Mollusca, Gastropoda, Planorbidae.
AUGGACGAAGAUGUUAAACGUAGACCUGUAAGUGACAUUAUUGGACGGUUUGAAAAGACUCAGUUUUCAACGGAAGCCAAGAAGCGAAGACCUCAAAUAAAUCCUAAGCCACCAUUCGUCCAGCCAGGCCUCAGAAACGUCACUUCAUCUCAGACCAUUCAACACAAGCAGGAUUCGGUGUCUGCUGUAGAUCAUUCCUAUACGUCUAGUCAAGUACAGCUCCGACAUUCAACAAAUGUGGAGACUGGCAGGACACAAGGACUAGACUCUACGAAUGCUAAUAGCUUUCCAACUAAUAGAUCUGUUAGGUCAGUGCUUAAUGAUCAAAUCGAUCUUCUAUUGAUUGGAAAAACUGGAAAUGGUAAAAGUGCUCUUGGUAACUCAAUUAUAAAAUACAAAGCGUUUGUAAGUGAGCCUUCUAGUACUUCUAUUACUAAAGAAGUCAGCGAUGAGUCGAAUGAAGUUAAUGGAAGGACUAUCAAAGUAGUGGACAGUCCAGGAGUUGGCGACACCGACUGGGCAAACGAUGAAACUACAAACUUUGUAGUCAAUGCACUGUCCCAGGCUAUCGCUAUCAACCCAGAAGGCUACCACGGCUUUCUUUUAGUUGUGAGAUUCGGUGGUCGAUUCACAAAAGAAGAUCAAGGGACUGUAGACUACUUAAAGAAAGUAUUUGGUCAGAGUUUUGUCAGGAAGUAUUGUAUACUGGUCUUGACCUAUGGCGAUCAGUUUGAAGCUCAAGUAAAAGUCAGUUUCCAAGAUUGGAUACAAUCACAAAAUGGUGUUUUGUCUGACUUGGUGAAAGAGUGUAACAACAGAGUGAUUUUAUUUGAUAAUCAAACAACAGACGAACACAAGAGACAAAGACAAGUCAGUGAACUGAUAGAGAUUGUUGAUAGCCUUAAACAGGAGAAUAGUCGCUACUCAAACGAACAAUUUGAUCUUGCAAAAAAUGAGAGAGAAUUCCUAGAGCUUACUUCAGAGGCUCCUUUAAUAAAUGAUAAAGCUAUGACGAAAGCUGACGUAAUUUUUAAACAAUUUAAACGAAUACAAGAGACAUUUAUAGUUAAUUAUGAUCCUUCACCGUUAGAGCAACUUUUAGACGAGAUCAAAACAUUGUAUGACUCAAUAAGGCAAAAAGAUAACAAAACUGGAGUUUUGGGCGACUUGCUAAGAAACCUGGAGAGUCUUAAGUCUUUAAUAUGUUCUGAAAUACAGUUCUGCAGGAGGAUGCCUGAGGUAGAAAAACAAAUUAGUCAAAAAUAUGACAAUCAGUUAGAAGAAUCAAAUCAAAAGCUAAAAGACGCCAAGCUUAACUUUGAUCGCCUUAGCCAGGAAAGAAAGAAAUUCGAAUUACACAAUAUACAGAAAUUGGAAGAAGAAAUUCGGAAACUAAAAAGAGAAAAAGAGGAACUGGAGAUGAACCAAUCGGACCGCUCUUUACAGUUUAGGUUGAUAACUACUACAAUUCCUGAGAUUGAUGAACAGUAUACAAAAAUUAAAGAAAAACAUAGAAAAAAUGUCUUGUCUUCCCUGUUUCAUAAGAUCGCGAAGACUUUCUCGAAAAAAACAAAAGAAAUAGAUCUAACAACGGAACAGGACGACUUAGAAAUAGAUGUAAGGCAAUUUAUGUAUUAAUCUUACUGUUAAGGAAAGGUAAUAAACUAGACAGAGGUCGGCCAUCUUUUUGACUUGGUGGGCCAAAAAGCAUCAUGUUUCGCGGCUAAAACUUUUUUGUUAUAAAAUGUGACAUAGUAACAAAAUUUAAACUCCAUAUCUUCAAUCUAUAAUUAUUUUUCUAGUAUAUAAGCAGCAGUACUACUAGAAUAUAUUUGAAUAUUUCAAUAUUUAGUUGUAGUAUUUACAAAUAAAGUCUUAAUAACUUCAUAAUAUUGACUAUUUCAUGCAUGCAUACUGUGAAGUAUGGAUGGCAGCCUGGUGUUGUGUAAUGUUAGAUAUUUAACAAUAAUUAAAUAACAAACUUAAAUACCAAAAUACCGGACACAAAUAUUUCUUCUUCUGUAUGUGAAAAAUAUGUCUGAACACAAACACUCAUGCAAAACAUAGAUAUGCAUAAUUAUUUUUAAAGAAAUAAUACAAUAAACGUACAUAAUGUAUUUCGCCCCAAAAACGUCCGUUGCGCUAAAACGGCGGCGCCAAAAUGACCUUCGCGCCUGCUUCGAUCUAUCGUAUAUCAACAUCGCAUAUCAACUUUCUUAUAUCAACUUUGCAUAUCAUCUUGUUAUAUCGACUUCUCUUAUCAACUUUAUAUAUCAACUUUUAGAUUAGCUUCUAAUAUCAACUUCUUGUAUCAACUUCGCAUAUCAACUUUAUAUGUCAAGUUCUUGUUUCAACUUCGGAUCUUGUAUUUACCAAUUGGCCAUUCAACACUAGGAAUGUACCUGGAAACCAGUUUCGCGACAAUUCAAACGAGUCACUCUCUUUAUUUCUAGUAUAAUUUAUUAGCGACAUCUCAUAUCAAAAGCUAUGAGCUACAUAGAAAAAAAUAAUAUGUCUUUAACCUGCAGUUUGGUAGCAAAAUCUUUUAGUAUGAUAUAACUGCAGACCAGAACGCCAGGUUGAAAAGCGGAAGACGAUAUUAUAUUGUUUUCACAGACGUUUAGUUUUAUUUUUCAUUAAAUAUGGAUUUGUUAGCACUUCUUCUCUAUAGCUAAGAAGAUUCUUGUAACAGAUUCCACAAUUAAGGGUAUUGAAUAAUGCCCUUUUUUUUUUUUUAAUCGCGCAUAGGAUUGGCUUUUUCCAUAUUGAGUAACAACUCAAAAUGACAAUUUUUGUCUAUAUUUCAGGAGAUUUGUAUGAGUUUCCAAAAGAUUUUAAUAAUUUCCGGAGAUUUCUAGUACGUUUUUGUAUAUUUUGCAAUUUCAGGAGAUUUCCAAGAGCUCCUGGUACAUCAGGAGGCAUUGGUAAAUCUGUUAUAAGUUAUAUAAUGGUUAAAUGUAAUAAUAUACACCUGGAAUUAGCGCGGGUCCUAUGAAAGUGCGGGGCCCAGUGAGGUCGCAUAGGUUGCAGUAGCCUAAUGCCAGAACUGCAAAAUACGAGCAUAUGCUACGCCGUUGGUCGACUAGUUUAUCUAUAUUUAAAUAUCUGUAUGUCUCUAUUUACAGUGGUACACAGUGAACAGACAAAACAUCGUCAAGAAAUUAGUGCCGACAAAGUAACGUACGACAAAAUAGCGCCGACAAAGUAACGUACGACAAAAUAGCGCCGACAAAGUAACGUACGACAAAAUAGCGCCGACUAAAUUGCGCCGACAAAAAAGAGCUGAUAAAAUGGUGCCGUUAUUUAUUUUCUUAAAUAUUCUCUUUAUUUUGUAAUAUUUCAUUACAUUUUACUGAUUACAUUUAAAAUAUUUAAUUUAUUUUAAAAAGAUAAAUAAUAAUGUACAAAUCUAUCUAUAUAUAUAUAAAUAAAGAUUUAUUUGUUUCA